Symsagittifera roscoffensis is the source of this 3648-nucleotide messenger RNA. RefSeq names its product axonemal dynein light chain domain-containing protein 1-like. The record is from RefSeq and is a predicted model, not a curated record. Lineage: Eukaryota; Metazoa; Xenacoelomorpha; Acoela; Convolutidae.
AAUCUACCUGUGUGUUUAAUGUAUAAUAGCAGCAGCAUUGAUUCUGUUUGCCAUGUUCACUUCAACGCACAAUGAAAUUGUAAUAAAAAAACUUCAACGUGAAAAUAUAAUUUAUCACUAAAAACUGGUUUUUUCUUUGCAAAGCACAAUUUGAUCAAAUUAUGCCAGAUAAUUCUCUGCCAGCCUUGGAGAGGACUCCCCAGUCUCCCAAGUCUGGAUCGGCACUGGCUGGUUUCGGAGGGACUGCUGGGACCACCUCGGAGCACCAGCUGUCCGAAGUAGCCGGAGUGAACAAUCUGGAUAAAAACAACACUGUGGCGGUUUACAAACAACGAGACAUUGGUAAAAAAUCGAUGGAGUAUAUUCCGGAGGAUCUUCUGUCAGUGCUGAGGAAACCAGAGCCACUUUCCAAGGAGGCCAUCAAAAAUAAAAUAAUGGGAGGACGAGCCGAUAAUGCGUGGUAUCAUGAUGACGUGGCCAAGAAGUAUGAACACCUGCUGAAACAUCCGCCCUGCACCUGUGGAAUAGGACCACGAGACAUCUCGUUUCUCUACGACACAGCUAAAGUGGAAGACAAACCCAUGCCCAUUCCCCCCGUGGGAGACAAGAGUGCCCCCCGGAAAGAUGCAAUGGACAGACAGACUUCGAGGGGGAGGAGGGGGAGGGAGCAGAUGGAGCUACCUGACAGCAUAAUCCCUAAGGAGUUCCACCUGGUACAAUCUAAAGCGGCAUUGGGUCUGGAGUACAAUAAAGAGAUGUUUUCAGUGAAAACGAAAGAUCACGAGGAGCACUUGACUAAGUUUCCUUCGCUAAAACCAGUGAGCCGCAAGGAAAUCAUCGAGCUGAAAAACGUGAUGGACAAAAUGAUAGACGCAGUCGGCGCCACGGAGAGUAGCAUCAGUCGUUCAAGCAGCCACAUGACAUCCAAGCCGACAACUGCUUCAGACGACAAGUCGCCCACGCAGAUGCACAGUCUGUUAACAUUAGUUAAACAGGAGCAGGAUAUUUAUAAUAUUAUCUUCCAUGAGAUCAUAAGACAGACUACUGUUGAGUGUAAAGAGAGGGGAGAAAUUCUGUCGGCUUUGAGGCAGAGGUAUGCGGGGUUACUGGAGAAGGUGCCUAGACAUGUGAGAUCCAUGCAUGCGGAGGUCAUGGCCCAGAGGGCCCUAGAUCGAAGACUAACGGAGGAGCUGCUUAAGUUCAAGGGCGCCAUAAACUCACUGACCAAUGAGCUGACAGAUGUGCGUGAGCGUGAGCAGGCCAUCUCGGAACAGUCUCGCAAGGCCAAAGAGGAGCUGAAGAACUCACUCAUAGACUCAGAGAAAAAUGCCAGUUUGUUGACGGAGUACCAUGACCUAUAUGAGCUGCAAAGACAGAGACUGGAGCACCAGAUCAGUGUGUUGAGCGAGGAGAAGGAGAUAUGGAGCACUGCAUGCUACACCAUGGCUGUCAAGAUAACUGAGAACAACCGUCUGAACACUUCUAAACGACUGCACAUGGCGGAGAAGACGUGGGCUAAGCUGGCAUCCCAUUACGCUCUAUUUCUGGCAGACAGAGACUGCGAACUGAUGGCCAAACUACAGACACACGUGGACAAGUGGCGUGAAAUCAUUUCGGAGAUGAAUUACAACAUAGCAACUGGUGAUAAGUCUUCCAAGGUCAAGCUGAUGACAUUGAAAGAAGAAAUGACAGAACGAGCGGCCACAUACUCCAAAACCAUGCUAACUGCUGAGAGCCGAAUAGUACAGCCAUCUCCAGAAGCCAUCUUGAGAUUCCAUAAAGAUCUGAAGAGCUGGCAAGAGGCGAUCUUGGCGGAGGUUGAGAAGUACAGUGGGGAUACUCUGCUGCAGUACCAGGAGCAGUUCCAGCAGUGCAAACACGAGAUAGCCCAGUGGAACGAAGUGGCCCACAGAGUGUUUACGCGACACCAGCAGGAGGACGGCUCCAAGUUCCCAGAACACGACAAGAUGCACCAUGUCAACGAGGCUGUGGAGAAAUUGAUGUCACAAUUCAACACGCUCAUUUUGGGAGAAAAUGGCACUGCCAAGUUCCUGAUCCAAGUUGGCAACGAAGUGGACCAAUGGGAGACUAAGAUGCACUCGCUGGUGAAUGGGGCCCAGACUCUCUCGGAGGGCGAGUGGGUCAAGUUCCUCAACUACGUCAAUUCAUGGCCCUCUACUGUGGAAAAUAUCAUUUCUUUUGUGGGGAAGACGAGGAGCUAUGACCAGAUUGGAAAAGAGUACAAGGAGUUGAGUCUUGAGGAGGUGCUGAAGACAGUGCAGGUGUGGAUGUCCUCCGCCUCAAACGGGGAUAGACAACGAGACUCAAAAGAUCAUCGACAAGGUGGGCAGUGUGCACAAGUCCUUGAUCCAUUGGAUGGUGCAAGUGCUGCUCAAAUGGCCCCGGACAGGCCUGACAAUGUGGGGGACUCCUACAAUGCACACUUUGCCACAGUGGAGCAGAUCGAGGAACAGGGGCAGAAACUGGAGAGGACUCUCGUCAAGUUCAGCGAGUACCUCAUCAGCUGCUGUGGUAGUGCUGUAAUGGACGUAGAGAGGGGAAAUACUGUGGACACUGACGCAGAGUACAGAGAUUUGAAGAAGAUUGCGAAGGAGAGCACAGAGUGGGUGAAUACUGGAAGAAUUCUGGUGCAGGAGUUGAAGGGUGACGUCAUAGUAUCAAUUGGGGACACCCACCCCACAGACAGACAGGACACGACCAUGUCCACACUUUCCAACUCAGACAGUGCUGGGCAGGGAGGAACGACCACGGCGGAUCAGGGAAAACUUGCUCGCAAGAAACACAUGCGGUCAAGUCGUGAUCCAACUUCAUUGAGUUUGGGUGGGGAAUUGAUGACUGAAAAAUCAGAUUUGAGUGGUCAGACAGCCGAUCAGCUGCAACAAGGUAUGAACAAAACGAUCCCACGCGGCCCAGGCGAGACUUCCAAAAAUGACACCAGUACUGUCCAAGCUAUUUGCACAGACCAGAACGUGCGACCUUUUGACCUCGAGGAGCAGCGUAAGCAGAAUGUGGAAGUUUCGACGGCAAUUUUGAAAGAAAAGGCGGAAAUUGGUUCGGAAGAGGAUCCGAAACAAGCGUACGAAUCCAUAGCAUUUGUGGAACAGCUGCAAGGACAAAUAAUUGAUACUGAAAAACGAGCCCAAUCCAUGGAGCAGAGGGCCCUGGAGGCCGAACAAAAACUGGCCGAAGUGAUGGAGCAACUACGGGAAUCGAACAUCAAUCUGGAAAAUGUAAAGCGCGAGGUGGAAAGAGAGAAAAAGAAGGCUGAAGAUGAUAAGGAAGCUGAACUAGCCAAGAAGGAAGAUGCGGAGAUUGCGGCUGCAAGAGCGAAAAGUGCGGCUGCAAAUAAGAGAGUCAAUCAGCCCGUGGCUCCCAGCAACGUCUCAACCACAUCAGCUGCAUCAACUAAAGGAGCAGCGGGACGCAAAGCCUCAACCGGAUCGAACCGCAACACUGGAGGAACCACAAAUCGGUCAAAUACAUCAUCACGAUCAAGUUCAUCCAAAAAGAAAUAGAAACUGCAAUUCUCAGAUUAUAACAGAUCAAAAUUCUCUGUCUAUAAUGAUAUGCAAAAAUAAUAUUUGAAUAAAAUAGCGUUGAAUCCAAAAUAUAUGAGAAUAAACUGAA